AUUUCAUUUCUUGGUAGUCUAAUCUGUGCAAAGACACUUGGCAGCAGUAAAGGUUCUUUUGGCUUUUUAAUAUUUUGCGAUUAUCCAUUUUAUUUCAAUUGAUGAAUGUUAUGUGUAACAACUGCAUGCUAGGAUAUCGGUAUUCAUUUACCAAUGGCUCCUCUUAAAAUCAUCGGCGCAGGCUUUGGAAGAACAGGUACACUUACUUUGCGUCACGCUCUGGAUUACCUCGGAUAUCAGACGCACCAUAUGGACAAGGUUCUCCUGGACCCUACACAGGAUCCCGACCUCUUUCGUCAUGCUUAUGAGUAUCCGGACGAACCUGUAGACUGGGAGAGAGCGUUUCAGGGUUACGACGCUGCGGUGGAUUGGCCUGCAGCAGCAUUCUUCGAGAAGCUUUUGGCAAAGUAUCCGGAUGCCAAGGUGAUUCUGACGGUGCGAGACCCCGAGGAAUGGUAUCGUUCUGUUGCUUCCACCAUCCACGAAUGGCCUUGUGUGGAUGAAACCUGGCCUUCUCACAUUCUUCGUGCGCGCGCCAUGGCCCGCGUCAUUGUGCGAGACGGUGAACUGGGUGGUCCUCGAUUCCAUGACCGUGAGUAUACCAUUGGGCGAUUCAAGCAAAAUAUCGAACGUGUCAAACAGUUGGUGAAACCCGAAAAUUUACUGAUUCUAAACCUCGGCGAAGGGUGGGAAAAGCUAUGUCCAUUCUUGGGUCGAGACAUUCCUCCCAUUCCCUGGCCCCACAAGAAUAAAGGCUCCAAUUUUGCAGCGCUAGUUUGCGAAUGCAGAGAUCGUUAUCUUGAAAACCUCGAACGCUUGUCAAACCCGUCCACAAAUGGUAGCACUGAUUCUCUUCGUCAAUGAUGAAAUAAAAUUUUGAAAGCAACCAAUGUUGCUUCUUGCAAGAUUUCACCCAAUGCUUCGUGUAGAGUAGAAAAUGAUGGCAUGAAUUGGAUGGGUGUUGAGCAAAACAACGAAACCCAUAUCAGUACCGGCUCGGUGCACGGCCAACCUUUGUUCUCCUAAAAUGUUGUCUAUUUGUUUAAAAGACAACAGCUUGCUAUAAAAAACAAAAAUAUAAAAAUACAAGGC
This is a messenger RNA of Radiomyces spectabilis, 1092 nucleotides long. RefSeq names its product P-loop containing nucleoside triphosphate hydrolase protein. Bases 154 to 864 code for a protein of 236 amino acids. Lineage: Eukaryota; Fungi; Mucoromycota; Mucoromycetes; Mucorales; Radiomycetaceae. The transcript has 2 exons. The record is from RefSeq and is a predicted model, not a curated record.